AUUGGGGCGACUGCAAGAAAAAGUUGUUUGGAAAUAAGAUGUUAGCUAUAUAUUAGCAAAUGGUUACUCAAAACUGUUCGAGAGUCGGUUUUUAAUAAAAAAUACGAAUGAGACGCAACACCCAUACUUAUAUUCUCUGUAUCACCAACAUAGAUUUAACUGUAACGUUAGCUAGGUAGCUAGCUACACUUAUUGAUACCUUGUGACUUUAGUUAGCUACGCCAACGGCAGUAUUAAUUGCCAGCUAGCUAGCUAUAUUGCUAGCAACUUUACGAACAGACGUUCGCGAGUAAACGUUUUUCUCCCUCCUAAUUGCCAAUUGCUGUUCGCUACUUGAGGGUGCCGUUCCAUCUCCCUGCUGUAAGCCAAGGACUGUAAAUCAGCUGGCAACAUAACGGAAUGUCAGAAUGUCUGUUGGGGCAUCUGGCGUUUCAGUGUCCGCUAAGAAAGGGACUUUCGCGGCACUUCUGGCCGCCCAUGUGAGGAAAAGGCCUGCGGGCGUGAGCGAAAGCGAGCUACAGGAGGCGGCCAUCCAGCUGCUGAACCGGAACCAGAACCUCCCGGAGCUGCUUCAGGAGCAGGUAGAUUCUGCACCUUGUAAGGUGAGCCGCCUGGAAGAGGAGGGACUGAGAGGUGAACUUGACAAAGAUGCCAUUCCUGGAACUCCUCCCACACCCAGGGCGGAGGCUCUGCCCGCUCUUGGGGGUUCUCUCCUGGUAUUUGCGUUGCAGAGGGAGUCAGUGCGGUUGGGGGUCCCGGUGGGGAUGCUGUCUGCCAGGCUGGUGGCAGAGAAAGUGUGCAGCAUUUCAGGGAGCAGCGAGGGGCCGCUGCUGAACUCGGCCCAGAGGGCCCGGCUGGCUGUGUUGGUGAAGUCGACUGAAGGGCUGCUCUCUCUGGGAGCCUUCAGCCCCCAACUCUUAUGCCAGGAGCUCUGGAGUGCUGAGAGGCAGCCCCCAUUAGAGGUGGUCUGGAGUCUGCACUCUGGGAAUAUUCUCUCUCUGGGGAGCAUUCUGGACAGUGAGGAGGGGGCGGGGCCUUGGUUAGAGUCACAGUUGCGAGCGGUUUGCGGACAGACGGCUGCUGAGGAUGAAGAAGUCAGGCAGGAGGUCCUCACAGGUGUGUCUUCAGUUCUGAUACGGGCAGGGUUCCAGGAGACCCAAGACUCGGGAAUGACCUCCAGGAGAAGCACCCAGGUGUGCAGGUGUGUUCUGGACAACAUGCUCUAUUGGGUGCUGGACAGUGUGAGUCAGGCUCAGCCGUUGCAGUCCCAGCUACAAGAUGCAGAAUCAUGGGUGCAGGUGUUUGACGUGUCUCUGUGCAGUGUGUCCGUCUGCAGCGAUGUGUUUCUCCGAUUCCUCACCCACUCGCUCACACAAACCCUCACCUACAGGCCACGCCUCAAAGUGUCUGAUGCCAUUGCCAUGCAGAGUGCCUGGAGUUUUGCGAAGACCUCCCGCUUGCUGACGUUGCUGUAUCGGAAGCUCUCGGUGCUCUCCCCUGUGGACGAGCUGCUGUCCCACCUGCUGCAGGUGCUGGAGACUCAUGAGGUCAACUGGCAGCAUGUGCUGUCUCACCUGUCCACCCUGCUGGUGUACCACCCAGACGCCCAGCACAGCCUUACAGAGAUGCUGUCCCGUCUCCUGCGGUCUGCGUUUGAGGGGUACGACCUGGAGAACAUGAUCACCGCCUUCCUGCUCGCACGCCAGGGAGCGCUGGAGAGCUCCGCCAUCUUCCCCCCCUACAGCCAGUGGUUCAGGAUGUCUUUUGGCAGUGCCAGUGGUUACCACGGGAACAGUAAGAAGUCUUUAGUGUUCCUGCUGAAGUUCCUAUCAGACCUGGUGCCCUUUGACCCCCCGCAGUACCUGAAGGUGCACCUGCUCCACCCCCCCUUUGUCCCAGCCAAGCACCGCACCCUCCUGCUGGAGUAUGUGUCCCUCGCCAAGACCCGGCUGGCUGACCUGCAGGUGUCGGUGGAGGAGAUGGGGCUGUAUGAGGAUGUUUCUACUGCCACUGCACCACUACAGCCCCAGUGCCAGGCACUUCAGGACGUGGAGAGGGCAGUUUCUCUGUUUGGUAGCACGGGGAAGAUUUCUGCAGCUGUGAUGGAAGCCAGUAUUUUCAGGAAGCCCUACUUCUUGUCGCGGUUCCUGCCUGCUCUGCUGACUCCACGCGUGCUCCCCGAAAUGGCUGACACUCGCAUGGCUUUUAUCGAGUCUCUCAGGAAGGCAGAGAAGAUUCCGGCGUUUUUAUAUUCCACGUACACCCAGGCCUGUGAGUCUGAGAGACAGACACAGCUGGAAGGUAUUGAAGUUGGUGAUCAGGAGCCACAGGAGAGACUGCAGUGUGAGCUUCAGGAACUGCGAAGCUUGCUGUCUACACCAGCUAGAGAACAAGACCUCCAGGCUCCUCUGGCGCGGGUGUCAGAGGCCCUCGGGGGGGCUGUCCCGGACACAGGGGACCCCCCUCUGGAUCAGCCCGUGAUGCGGCUCCGCCCGGACACGGCCAGCCAAUCAGAGACGGAAAACAAGGUCGUCAGCAUGGUACUGAGGGGCUUCUGUCAGUGCCUGAUGGAGGCCUCCAGAAUGAACCCGCCAAACAGACAGGGUCAGUGGGCAUGGCAGUUUGUGAGGAUGUUACUAGGACACAGGAAGCUGCUCCCAGCCCUGCUGCACCGACUGUGGGACCUGCUGCGUAACCAGGGGGCGUCACUAGGUGGUGCUCAUGUGUUGGGACUGGCCGUGUUCAUGCUGCACCUGCAUGCACUCCGGGCCCAGUGUCCGGUGGUGGAGUCCAGCCCCGCCCUGCUGCCCUGCCCCCUGCCUCUCCCUGAAGCUCUGAGCCACGCCUUACACUGCAGCUCCCAGGAGGACAUGGGCUUCUGCCUGCGGUUCUGUGUGGCUGCAGUCUGCUACGGACUCUGCAGAGGAAACUCGCCUGAGAGCGUGCUGGAGCUUGUUCCCAGCAUCCUCUACAGGAAGUUGCUUUACCUAAUCCCCAGACUGGUGCCAGCAACACGGGUGGGGCCGGAACCAGCGGGGCAGGCGCUAGGGCCAAUGGGGGCGGAGAGAGAGGAGCGUGUGCCGCUCUGGGAGAAUAUCACAGACCCCUGCGCCUCCUGGAGGAGCUCUGCCUCUGUGCUGUGGACACACCCAGACUUCCAGGCCCUGCGCACACUGCCGGGCUACCAGCUCUCAUUUCCUGAGUGGUUAGCAGCUGAACUCCAAGUACAGAGGAGCCAAGAUGCUCUGUCUGACUCAGAGAGACAGGAGUACCAGCAGUGGAUGUGUCAGCAGGAGUAUCUCUGCGCUCCUGUGGAUCAGGGUGGAUGUGCAGGAGACAUGAGGGCUGCCUGCGCCCACAUCCUCACUGCUGUCCUGCAGCUGGAGACCGGAGUGCAGACAGGAUUGACACCCCGGUGUGGACGGCGAGACGUGGACACCUGCCUCCCAGACAUCCUGUGCAGACUGCAGGAGCUGCUGUAUGAGCUGGAGCUGGCUACAGUCUCCACUGGGGCGGGAGGAGAGGGGGGGCGCUUCCUCCUAGACCUGAUUUGGGAGAAGUGCUCUGUGCCCACCAGUGUCCUGAGUGUUAGCACUGACCUGGAGCUUCAGCAGGCACUGCACACCUGCAACAGGGUGAUGGUGGCGCUCCCAGUCACAGCACUCAUAGCUGUACGAACCCAGGGAGGGAGAACCACUCUGGACUGCAGCACUUUCAUGGAGCACGUGAACCACAGACAGCGGCACGUGUGCACCCCCGCGGGGCUGCUGUCGUACCCCCUCACGGCGCACUUCUACAGGGGAGUGCUGACUGCCAGCAUGCGCUGUGAUUGGCCAAGCCAGGCGGCGAAUGAGGCUCUGUCUCAAAUGCACCUGCAGUGUCCACUGCUGCUGGUCUCAGCCGGGUGCUGGUGGGCGCGGCUGGGUCCUGUACUAGUGUCCCUAUGGCGACGACUGAGUGAAGACCCACUGCCGGAAGAAAUCAUGCGUUUGGCUGACAGCUACACCUGGGCCUGCAGCGCGGUGAGGGCGGAGUCACAGCCCUGUCCCUCGGCCCCGCCCCUGCUCCUGGCAGCCUGUCUGCACCACGCCGGGGGGCGGAGCCUCAGCGCAGCGCUGGGGCAGCUGGGAAGGCAGAGGCAGGAGAGGGCUCACGCCGCGCAGGUGCUGGUGUUCCUGCUUUUCUUCUUCAUAACGGAUCUGCUCUCUGCCCUGCUGCAGAACCAGGACGAGAGCGUGGAGAGCGCUCAGGGGGUGUGCGUACAGAUCCUCUCACGCUUGGAGGACUGUACGGACUGGCUCCCUCUGUUCCAGCCGCCUGGGCCAGAGCGAGGCUCGUGCCGGGAGGUUACCAUGGUAACCACUGACAGACACUUGCGACUGAUGCCGCUGGGCUUCUACAGUGUGGUGCCACACCUGGACGGUGAGGUUUUGGGGAGGCUGGCGAGAGCCCCCGGAUUCCUCCUCAGCGCCGUGCACUGCUACUCCGCCCUGAACGCACUCUUCCUGGACGGCUACACCCCCGUCCCCCCUGCAGACCCCCUGCCCAACCAGGUAACCCGUCUGUGUGCCCCUGUCGUUGGUGGUUUUGAGUAGUUUUGAGCAGGUGUGCGCCCCCGUCUGUGUGACUGUUUUAGGUGGUUACAGCAGGUCUGUGUGGCUG
Messenger RNA from Conger conger (European conger), 4662 nucleotides. RefSeq names its product Fanconi anemia group A protein (gene fanca). The coding region runs from base 408 to 4595 and encodes 1395 amino acids. NCBI's taxonomy places the organism in Eukaryota, Metazoa, Chordata, Actinopteri, Anguilliformes, Congridae. The record is from RefSeq and is a predicted model, not a curated record. Gene Ontology annotation, cellular component: Fanconi anaemia nuclear complex. The transcript has 40 exons. Gene Ontology annotation, biological process: interstrand cross-link repair.